Bradysia coprophila is the source of this 1682-nucleotide messenger RNA. Its product is annotated as aldehyde dehydrogenase 1A1-like. The record is from RefSeq and is a predicted model, not a curated record. Gene Ontology annotation, molecular function: oxidoreductase activity, acting on the aldehyde or oxo group of donors, NAD or NADP as acceptor. Lineage: Eukaryota; Metazoa; Arthropoda; Insecta; Diptera; Sciaridae.
ACAGUACUAUCAAACAAGAUGAGAUUACCAGUACCUACUGUGCAUAAAUAAGCCAGUUUUCACUCUGACUUGACAACUGUAGCUGCUGCAUAGGUUGACGAAUAUUUUGACUACAAAACCCAUAAAAUAAGAUUACAUUUUGAAAUGGCGAAUCCCAAUCAAGAAAUCAAAUACACAAAGCUGUUUAUCGACAACAACUUUGUUGAUUCAAAGUCUGGCAAAACUUUUGCAACCAUCAAUCCAGCUAACAAGAAAGUUUUAGCCAACAUCGCUGAAGGUGAUAAGGCCGAUGUCGAUGCAGCAGUAGAUGCAGCUGAGAGAGCAUUUAAAAGAGGUUCGGUCUGGCGUAAUUUAGAUGCAUCCGGACGUGGAAAACUUAUUUACAAGUUAGCUGAUCUCUUGGAACGUGAUAUGUUAAUUGUUGCUAAUCUGGAAGCUCUCGACAAUGGAAAAACUUUCAAAAGCGCUUGUGGUGAUGUUUUCCAUUCGGUUGGCUGUCUUAGAUAUUAUGCUGGAUACGCAGAUAAAAUUACCGGCAAGACCAUACCAGCUGAUUAUGGGUUCUUCGCGAUGACACGGCGUGAACCGAUUGGUGUUGUGGGUCAAAUUAUUCCAUGGAACUUUCCAUUGAUGAUGUUGAUUUGGAAGUGGGGACCGGCUCUAGCUGCUGGAUGUACGAUUGUAUUGAAACCUGCCGAACAAACUCCAUUGACCGCACUAUAUAUCGCUGCGUUGUCGAAGGAAGCUGGUUUCCCUGAUGGCGUUAUAAAUGUUAUUCCAGGGUACGGUCCAACUGCAGGCCACGCAAUAUCAGCUCAUCCCAGAAUUAGGAAAGUGGCAUUCACCGGUUCAGUUGAGGUUGGACGGAUCAUUAUGGAAACAGCGGCAAAAUCAAACUUAAAAAAAGUCUCCCUUGAAUUGGGUGGCAAGAGUCCAUUGGUCGUAAUGGAUGAUGUUGAUGUUAAGCAGGCUGCAUCGAUCGCACAUGAGGCUAUUUUCGCAAAUCACGGCCAAAGCUGCAUAGCUGCAAGUCGUACUUUUGUUCAUGAGAAGAUCUAUGACCAAUUUGUUGAAUGCGCAAGGGAGUUAGCCAAAAACCGGAAGGUCGGUAACCAGUACGAAGACGUCGUACAGGGACCACAAGUUGACGAAGAAAUGUACACAAAGGUGUUGAAGUAUAUCGACUCGGGAAAGAAGGAAGGAGCAAAGGUGGAAGUUGGAGGAAGCUGUAUUGGUAACAGCGGAUUCUUCAUUCAACCCACAGUUUUCUCGGAUGUGACCGAUGACAUGACAAUUUCCAAGGAAGAAAUUUUCGGCCCAGUUCAAUCAAUAUUAAAAUUCAAAACAUUGGACGAGGUGAUUGACCGAGCUAAUCGAACCAAUUACGGACUGGCAGCUGGAAUAAUAACGAACAACAUUGACGCUGCUUUCACUUAUGCGAAAGCAAUCGAAGCAGGUUCGGUGUGGGUUAACUGUUAUGCGGCUGUUGUGCCACAGGUACCAUUCGGUGGUUACAAAGAAUCUGGUUCCGGUCGAGAAUUAGGUGAGAAUGGUAUUGAACUGUACUUGGAAACGAAGUCCAUUUCCAUCAGAUUGCCAUAAAUUACGAAAGACCUUCACAAUUGAAACGGAUGAAGAAUGAUACUUUUUGAGUAAUAAACAAUCAAUGAAAAAAAUAUUGA